Acanthoscelides obtectus is the source of this 834-nucleotide messenger RNA. The record is from the annotation of a GenBank genome assembly. Lineage: Eukaryota; Metazoa; Arthropoda; Insecta; Coleoptera; Chrysomelidae.
CCGAAAUCUCAAAAUUUCCCAUGGUCGAAGCAGGACUUUUCCGUUCGGGUCAUAAAACUGCUUGUCUUAUCCAUUUUACGUUUACGAACGAAUAAGUACAUUUCUUAGAAGAGCUUAUGCUCAAAAAUACGCAUGUUGCGAAAGCAUACUUUGGUGCCUGGCGCAUUGCAAUAUUUCCAGAAAUGUUUUCUUUAUAUUCGAGGAUCUAUGAGAAACCCAUGUCAUGCUUGGUAAUUAUUAACUUUCUACUAGUUCAAAUGCUGUUUGCAUUGUAGCGCCUAAGUAGUUGCCCAAUAAUACGUCACGAGCCACUAGUUUUGACAAGUCAACGAUGUCAAAGUAACAGGAGAGAUGACAUUAUGGCAGCGAUAAGUCAUCAUUCAUUAAGUGUGUCACAUUGCGACACCUCACUAGUCAUGAGGCAUGGGAACGCCUAUUAUGCUAUGUUCUCAGCACCAUGGUGUCUCCCCUGCAAAGGGGUCAAACCUACAUUCUAUGAGCUGGCAAAGAAAUACCCACAUAUAAAAUUCCUUGAUGUUGACAUAGACGAAAUGCAAGAGAUGGCCGCCGAGAUGGGAGUUAUAGCCAUACCAAUGCUUUUUUACUAUAGAAAUGGCGUUGUUGUCGAUUCAAUUUGCGGGAAAAACACCAAAGACAUAACUAAGAGAACAGAAGAAUACGUAAAAACGCUGGCUCAAAAGGAGAAGAGCAACACCACGUAGUCAAAUGAAACUGUACUACUCAAUAAAGUAUACCGUGGUCCAUACAUAGAUUCAGCUUCAGUUUAUGCCUUAUAAUUCUAAUAACGGUUUGAGGGAAAAAAGUCAGCUCAGA